Molecule: messenger RNA, 3047 nt
Organism: Numida meleagris (helmeted guineafowl)
Lineage: Eukaryota; Metazoa; Chordata; Aves; Galliformes; Numididae
Gene: COPS3
Product: COP9 signalosome subunit 3
Exons: 12
Coding region: 172-1383 (403 amino acids)
Biological process (GO): ubiquitin-dependent protein catabolic process
Cellular component (GO): COP9 signalosome
Source: RefSeq, a predicted model, not a curated record
GUGGGGAGCGGGUUGGGGCCUGGAUCUCUCCUGGCUUUACGUCGGGUGGUGGUUGGGCCCUGUGGUGCGGAGCUUGGGCUCUCCUUGUGGCUCGUGUGAGGCCUUCGUUCACUGUCGAGGGGUCCUGGGUGGGCUUCGGGCCCACGAGGAGCAGCUGGAACAGAGUGGCAAAUGACCCAGCUUUGUGAACUGAUCAAUAAAAGCGGAGAACUGCUAGCAAAAAACCUCUCCCAUCUGGAUACAGUGCUUGGUGCCCUGGAUGUGCAGGAACACUCAUUAGGAGUUCUUGCUGUCUUGUUUGUGAAGUUUUCUAUGCCCAGCAUCCCUGACUUCGAAACAUUAUUCUCACAGGUGCAGCUUUUCAUCAGUACUUGUAAUGGGGAACACAUUAGAUAUGCAACAGACACUUUUGCUGGCCUGUGCCACCAGUUAACAAAUGCCCUUGUGGAGAGAAAACAGCCCCUGCGAGGAAUUAGCAUUCUCAGACAAGCCAUAGACAAGAUGCAGAUGAACACAAACCAGCUGACCUCAAUACAUGCAGAUCUCUGCCAGCUCUGUUUGUUAGCAAAAUGCUUUAAACCUGCCCUCCCAUAUCUAGAUGUGGACAUGAUGGAUAUUUGUAAAGAGAAUGGGGCAUAUGAUGCGAAGCACUUUUUAUGUUAUUACUACUAUGGUGGGAUGAUAUACACUGGGCUAAAGAACUUUGAAAGAGCACUCUACUUCUACGAACAGGCAAUAACUACUCCAGCCAUGGCAGUUAGUCAUAUUAUGUUGGAAUCAUAUAAAAAGUAUAUUCUAGUUUCUUUGAUACUACUUGGCAAAGUUCAACAGCUACCAAAAUAUACUUCCCAGAUAGUUGGUAGAUUCAUUAAGCCCCUUAGCAACGCUUACCAUGAAUUAGCACAAGUUUAUGCUACCAAUAAACCCUCGGAGCUUCGAAACCUGGUGAACAAACACAGUGAAACAUUCACAAGGGAUAACAACAUGGGGCUGGUUAAGCAAUGCUUGUCAUCUCUCUACAAAAAGAAUAUUCAGAGGCUAACCAAGACGUUUUUAACAUUGUCGUUACAAGACAUGGCGAGUCGAGUGCAGUUGUCAGGGCCCCAAGAAGCAGAAAAAUACGUCCUCCACAUGAUAGAAGAUGGUGAAAUCUUUGCAAGUAUUAAUCAGAAAGAUGGUAUGGUCUGUUUCCACGAUAAUCCUGAAAAGUAUAACAAUCCAGCAAUGCUUCAUAACAUUGAUCAGGAGAUGCUGAAAUGUAUAGAGCUUGAUGAACGACUGAAAGCCAUGGAUCAAGAGAUCACUGUGAACCCUCAGUUUGUGCAGAAGAGUAUGGGCUCUCAAGAAGAUGACUCAGGGACCAAACCAUCCAGUUAUUCCUGAAAUUAAUGUUGCUCACUACUCCGCUUUCAAGUAAAAGCUUAAGAGAAUCACGCCUGGAAUGGGGCAUUGAGGAGUUCCAUGAAGAGAGCAGAGAGAACUGAGCUUUGCUUUUCACCUGGACAUUGAGGAAAUAAAAGAACACCCUCUCAGUACUGUAUAAUUUCAGAAAUAUUCUCCGCAAAGAAAAAGGAAAUCUCAAAAGAAACUUAAAAGUCUGUUGUGGAUUUAUUUAUCUUCAGAUUAACAUCGUUAAUGCAUUAAAUAAUCUACCUUUUGUUUUAAAGGUUUUGAAUGUUGCUGUGUUUCUGUAGCAGUCCUUUUUCCUCCUCUGCAGGAAAAAAAAAGUGUUAUUCAGGGAAGAAUGCAAACUAGCAUUGGUUCACUUACGAGAUAAUUACUGGUUCAUUCUGUAUUUAAAUUUGGCUCAAAGUGCAGAUAUAUGUAUGGUGGGGGGGAGAGGGGUGGAGCUUAAGUAAAAUUCUCUACAUCAUAAUUUGCAUAUACUUAGUGUAGUUGGCUGCUGUCUCAAAUGAUGAAAUAAGAACGAUGUUCUUCUCAAAAGGUAUUAUCGAGUCCCUCGUAGGUGAUUUUGUUGGAAAGCAGAAGUUGCUUUAGGGAAACCAUACAUGAGAGCUGUUGAUGAUUUUAAGCUUCUGGUACAAAAUACUUCCUAAUAAUGUUUGCUCUUGGAUCAAAUUUACUAGGCCUAGACAAGGAUAAUUGGAAGACCCGGGUGUUCUGGAGGAUGCUGGAUAUGAAGUUGUUCACGCUGAAAGAAGUUUAAAUUUUUGUUCCUAUACAAUCAGCAUGAAGGUAUUCAACACGCUACUAUUUUUCUGUGGUGGAAAUCAGUUCUAAGUGAAGGCGAUGCUAUAGAUCCUUUCUUUGUUUCUAAAUGCAAUCCUUAAUGAUGGAAUUCUACACAACUCAUGAAAAACAAUUUUAUUUGGAACUAACUUGCUGGAAUGGCAUCUAGUUAUUAAUUCACUGUUUCAAACAAAAAGGUUUUUGUUGGAUUCUUUAAGGGUUUCACUUCUUAGAUCAAUGGGUUUUUUAUUUUUCUGUAGCUCUCAUGUAUCUGAAGAUUCUAACUGUUCAAACACCUUUGAAACACUUCACAUCAGUGUAAAUCUUCUACUGUCAGGCAUACAUAAACCUGUCAUCAAGGCAGAAUGUGUGAAGCUCAGCAUCUACUGCUUCCUGCUUAAACAUCUGAAUAGGAGCUGCUUGCAACUGCUAACCUGCCAGCUUUUGUCAGGUGCCAAAGCGGGAGCUAAGCAUUUCUGGCUCUUGCCGUGUUAAACUUGUCUGUAUUGAGGUUACCCAUGGUUGAAAAUAACCCAUUUGUGCUUCCAGUGCAGAUACAGAACUGUUGGGGUUUUCAUUUAAAAGUGGUCUCUUAAUUCUAGCAGAGCCGUUGUGGCAGUGGGACGCUUUCUAGGAGAAGAUGGCUGUGCCCAGGGUUGUUCUCUAGGUGGCAAAUGAAGUUUUUAAAAGCAUAAAAUAUGCUGUGUUCACUACUAAAUUGCUAAGUCCAUAGUGUUAGUUGUUCACCAUUGAGAAUUUGUGCUUCCUUUUGGCGACUUCUGUAUUCAAAGGCAAAUUUUACAUCUAAACUCGCCUUUCUAGUCUUGUAAUUAAAUAUAUUUAUGAUUUUUAAUGUU